Molecule: messenger RNA, 1957 nt
Organism: Acomys russatus (golden spiny mouse)
Lineage: Eukaryota; Metazoa; Chordata; Mammalia; Rodentia; Muridae
Gene: Ovgp1
Product: oviductal glycoprotein 1
Exons: 11
Coding region: 119-1867 (582 amino acids)
Biological process (GO): carbohydrate metabolic process; chitin catabolic process
Cellular component (GO): extracellular region
Molecular function (GO): chitin binding; chitinase activity
Source: RefSeq, a predicted model, not a curated record
UUGUUUCUGGCGUGGUGCGUAUGCGUAGCUGGGCUGUCCCCUGCUGCAUACGGGUCAGCUCUUAUUAAAGGGUCUUGAGCUCCAUCCCCAUAAUCCCCGUAGCUACCAGACAGCCGAGAUGGGGAGGCUGAUGCUGCUGGCUGGACUGAUUCUUCUGAUGAAACACAGUGAUGGUACUGCCUACAAGCUGGUGUGUUAUUUUGCCAGUUGGGCACAUAGUCGGCCAGGCCCUGCCUCCGUCUUGCCCCGUGACCUGGACCCCUUUCUUUGUACACACCUAGUAUUCGCCUUUGCCUCGAUAAGCAACAAUCAGAUUGUUGCCAAGAAUCUUCACGAUGAGAAAAUUCUCUACCCAGAGUUCAACAAACUCAAGGAGAGGAACACGGAGCUGAAGACACUGUUGUCCGUUGGAGGGUGGAACUUCGGCACAUCACGGUUCACCACUAUGCUGUCCACAUUUGCCAACCGGGAAAAGUUUAUUGAUUCUGUUACAUUCUUCCUGAGAACACAUGGCUUUGAUGGUCUCGACCUUUUCUUCUUGUACCCUGGACUACGAGGCAGCCCCACACAGGACCGCUGGAAUUUUCUCUUCCUAAUUGAAGAGCUCCAGUUUGCCUUCGAGAAGGAGGCCCUGCUUACCCAGCAACCUCGGCUGCUGCUGUCAGCUGCUGUCUCUGGGAUCCCAUCCAUCAUCCAAACAUCUUAUGAUGUGCAUCUUUUAGGAAGACGACUGGAUUUCAUUAACGUCUUGUCUUAUGACUUACAUGGAAGUUGGGAAAAGCUUACAGGACACAACAGUCCUCUGUUCUCCAUUCCUGAAGACUCCAAAUCUUCGGCAUAUGCUAUGAAUUACUGGAGAAAGCUUGGGGCACCCACGGAUAAGCUCAUCAUGGGCUUCCCCACCUAUGGGCGUACCUUCCACCUCCUCAAAGCAUCUAAGAAUGGAUUGCAGGCUGCCUCAGUGGGACCAGCAUCUCCGGGAAACUACACCAAGCAGGCUGGCUUCUUGGCUUACUAUGAGGUCUGUUCCUUUGUCCAGAGAGCAAAAAGGCACUGGAUUGACUAUCAAUAUGUUCCAUAUGCCUACAAGGGGAAUGAGUGGCUUGGCUACGAUGACACCAUCAGCUUCAGUUACAAGGCAAUGUUCGUGAAGAAGGAGAGUUUUGGGGGAGCCAUGGUAUGGACACUGGAUACAGACGAUGUCCGAGGCACUUUCUGUGGCAACGGCCCUUUCCCCCUUGUCCAUAUAUUGAAUGAACUGUUGGUGAAGGCAGAAUUCAACUCAACCCCCUUGCCACAAUUUUGGUUUACGUCGUCUGUGAAUUCCUCAGGCCCUGGUUCUGAGAAGCUGGCUGUGACAGAAGCAUUGACCACUGAUACUAUAAAGGUUUUGUCCCCAGGAGGAGAGGCUGUGGUCACUGAGGUUCACAGGAAGCACGAAAAUGUGACAGUAAUCCCCAAUGGUGGACUUUUGACCCCUGGGGAAACAGCAUCUUCUGCAACACAUACUGCAGCUCUAGAAAGUAUCACUAUGGCUCCUGGGGCAAAAACUAUUACCUCACUGGAUCUUCUUUCUGAGACCAUCACCACUGGGAUGACAGGAACAGUCCAGACACAGACAAAUGGGGGAGAGACCAUGGCCACAGUGGGUCAUCAGUCUGUGACCCCUGCAGGGAUGGAUACGACUCUUGUCUAUCUUCCGACUAUGACUCCAAGUGAGAAGGCAACUUCCAGAAAGAAGGCUGUGGUCCUUCAAAAGGUCACUGUUCCCCCUAAAGAGAUGUCAGUUACCCCUAGUGGGCAGAGAACAAGUCUAACAUGGGAGAGUUUGACUACUGAGGUAGCAACCUACUCCCCGGAUGGGUGAAAUUGAUCCUUCCAUAGAAGUUGAGAACAGAAUGCUGUCCUUCAGCUCUGUUGUCCUGUCCCCAGGAUACACUCCUUUCACCUUUAAACA